UCCCUCUACCUCAGCAGCUCAACACAACAGAAAACAGAUCUGCAAACAAAUAUCAAAAUAACAGACUACCAAAACAUAAACGCUGACGUCGUUUGAGUGCAGAAACUUCUGCGCUCUGGCCCUUGAAGCCUCACCACUCUGCAGCUGUGCUGUGCUGUCUGUCUCUCCAUGCUGACUGAAGUGUUCCAGACAUUCAGGGCAGUGAACCAUGGAUGCUCCUGUGCUGGCAGAGCAUGCCUCAGUUCUACUCCAGCAGCUGGAGAGGAUGAGAGCGGUGGAGGAGCUCACUGAUGUGGUGCUCCUGGCAGAGGGGACUCCCUUUCAUUGCCACAAGGUGGUGCUGUCUGCUUUCAGCCCUUACUUCCAGGCCAUGUUCACAUGUGGUCUGAAGGAAACCCGGGGAGGAGAGGUUCCUCUCAGAGACACUCCUGCUCAGAGUCUGAAGUUGCUGCUUGAUUACAUGUACCGAGCUGAACUUCCACUUUCCAAUGACAACAUCCAGGGAGUGGCUGCUGCUGCCUUUCUGCUGCAUGUAGAUGGAGCUUUCAGGUUGUGUCAGAGCCACAUGGAGGCUCGUAUGGACCCUUCAAACUGUGUGGGUCUGUAUCACUGGGCCAGAGACUUGGGGGCCACCAGUUUGGCUGACUGCGCUUUUAGGUUCCUCUGCCAACACUUUGCACAGGUCUGUGAGGAAGAGGAAGUGCUGGAGCUGGAUGCCCAAAGUCUUGGUGAUCUGCUGGGUUCAGAUGACCUCAACAUUUCAGAGGAGCAGGUUGUUCUGGAGCUAGUUCUGCGGUGGGUAGAGAGGCGAAGAGGUGACUCUCAGAGUGAAGCUCAGGCUGUGGAGCUACUGAGGCGUGUUAGGCUGGAACUCGUCAAUCCUGGAUUCCUUAGGAAAGCCAGGAGGAGAAACCCGGUAUUGCUGCGGGAUGCUGAGUGCUUUGGGAUGAUUGAUGCUGCUCUACAGACGUCAGGACUCUGUGAGACAGCAGCUCCUCGUCGGUCUGCGCUUCGUUACGGCAUGGAAACCGCAGACCUGUUGCUCUGCCUUGGUGGGGUAAACCAGGAAGGAGUACCUGCUCGCCGUGGGGGACUAGCUGACCUCAGUUUCUGCUUUUCCCCCCAGAGUAGAAAGACUCAUUUUAUACCCUCUCCACUGAAGGGCUGUGGAGGCAGGGGACAGAUCACAGCAGGGGGUGUGACACAGGACAACAACAUAGUGGUGGCUAUAGAGACGGAAAAUGAGCACAGGGUGAAGAAGGUUGAUUUAUACAGGUUUGAUCGUUCGGAGGAGAACAGCUGGGUGGAGCUGUGCUCAGCAGCACACAGGGACAUGUACGCUUUAGGGCUGCUAGGGGAUUGCCUCUUCAUGAUUGGGGGUCAGAUGAAAACCCGUAAUCACUAUGUCAUCACAGACAGUGUGGAGAGAUGGUCGCUGAAGAGAGGAGGCAGCUGGCUCAGCUUUGCCCCUCUGCCGCUGCCCUUAGCCUGCCACAGUGUCGUCAGCUUGAAGGAGCAUCUGUAUGUGCUGGGGGGCUGGACCCCACAGCAUCAACCAGAUGAUGAGCCUGACAAGCUGAGCAAUCGCAUGUUUCAGUUUGACCCCAGCAAAGACAGGUGGACAGAGCGUGCCAGGAUGAAGUACUCCAGGUACCGCUGCGGCACAGCAAUUCUUAAUGGAGAAAUCUACAUACUAGGUGGUAUAGGAUGUAAUGGAGAGGACAUAGGACAGUCACGCCGCUGUCUGAGCUCUGUGGAGAUUUACAAUGCAGACACAGACACCUGGAGGGCGGGACCAACCCUUCCAAUGGCUUUACUGUCCCUACGAACCAAUGCCUCUAAUUUAGCAGCAGUGGAUGGAAAGCUUUACCUCUGUGGAUACUACAAAGGGGCAGGCCGUCAUGAGAUCAUCACCAAGGAGAUUCUGGAGUUAGACCCUGCAGACAAUGUGUGGACGGUGGUGGAAAGACGAGCAGCCAUGCAUGACAGCUAUGACGUCUGUCUGGUGGCGAACCUCAAUCCUCGAGACCUCAUCACACCCUGAUUCACAUUCUCCUGACUCUGAGCAACAGUGCAGGGGGUCUGGAUGUUAGCUCCAUUCUCAUGCAGUUUAAUCCAAGCUUGGCUUGACUUUAAGACGUCAUAUGUAGUAACAGAAAGGUCAAUAUGACCCUGAAAUUUGAAAAUCUCAUGCUUAUUGCUGUAACACUGAUAACAGGCUUGAUUUCUUGUGUAUCGCAGCCCUGAUAGGGCAUUAUAUUUUGCUCUGUUUUAAUGAGUAAAUUUUAGCUGUUAAACAGAUUUAUCUGGUAAAGCUAUCAUUUUUAUCCAUAAAUAAUUAGAUUAAUAAGUCAAGUUAUUGGAAAAACAACCAAAAUGUACUUGUUAUCUCAGGAAACAAAAUGAAAUGAAAAUAUGGAUGCAUGUUCUAAUAGGGCCUCUAUACCUGAAAUAAUUUGACAGCUGUAACCAUUGUAAAAUAAUUGCUUUUAUUUCAUAUACUUUUUACUGACUUGAAUGGGAGCACUGAUUGGAUAUGCAUACAUUUUCGUGUAUUUUUUGUGAUAACAGGUUUUGUUCUCACAAAAUCUUGACCUAUUUGUCAUGUUUUCCCUGAAUUUACACAUGUAGACACAGGAUACAAUUUUACAUCAGAGCAGGGAAACUGAAAAAAUGAAAUGUAUGGAUGUGUGUCCCAUGCUUUUUUCCCUUUUAAAGUAGAAUUAAGUUAAAAAACAAAAGGCCAGUUAUCUAUUAAACUGUAUUUGAUCUGAUUGAA
Messenger RNA from Cheilinus undulatus (humphead wrasse), 2779 nucleotides. RefSeq names its product kelch repeat and BTB domain-containing protein 12-like. The transcript has 10 exons. The coding region runs from base 209 to 2044 and encodes 611 amino acids. Gene Ontology annotation, molecular function: protein binding. The record is from RefSeq and is a predicted model, not a curated record. Lineage: Eukaryota; Metazoa; Chordata; Actinopteri; Labriformes; Labridae.